AUGCACGUAACCCAUUUUCCCGUUAAACUCUCUGUGAUUUACCGUAAAACAUGUCUUCAAAUAAAGGCUCUCAGAGACAAGGCGAGGGCAUUAACAAUUGCAGAAAACGCCAGACUGCGAGGGUUGACAGAAGUAGAAUUUGGCAGCUCCAAUGAUGCAGAAGAAAUUCAUUAUGAAAGUAAAACAACAAAUACAGAAGAGGUGAAUAAAGGCAUCUACUUCAGCUACCCGAGCCGGCGACACAGCUGUGCUUUGGUCAACAUCCCUUCACCAUGUGUCAGCAAAAUGAUCGCCCACAUUGAAGAUGUGGAAUCCAAGAUACAGGAACAUUUGAAACAAUUUGAAGCUUCUUUUGAAGAAUGGACUUCCACUACAAAAGGUGAAAAAGGAGAUUUGGGUGUCUCUGCUCCAGAGAAAGUAGUCCACCCAGAAAAAGGAAGGGAUGAGAAGUGUCCGGAGCUGAAGAGGAAAAUGGAGUCGCUGCUCUCAGAGGCCAUUCACCUCGUUAAAAGUCUGGAAACCGACAGGGCCGAAGCCGAACAAGCCCUGAGACAACAAAAAUCGAGAAAGAAAAGAAUUAGCAUGAAGAUCGACUCCUGGUCCAUUUGGAAACUCCAAGAACUCCCAAUGGCUGUGCAGAAAGAAUAUGAGAACUAUUCCAAAGAUAUUGAAGAGCUGAAGUUCCAUCUUGAAGACACAACCCAACAGGUGGAGUAUCUGGAGAAGGAGAAGAAGCAGCUGGAAGAAGCCAAUGCCAAGAUCCAGAAAGACAUAGACUACAUGAUUCACCAUCGCCCCCUGCUGGAGAAAAAACGGAAGCAGGAGGUAGAUGCGCUGAAAGAACGUUAUUAUAAAAAGUUUGAGGUAACGGAACUAUUUCGAGCAGUGCACGAAGAGCUCAAGGACUCUGUGGAUCAGUGUGAAUGUACAAAAUCAAAGCUUAAGCUUAUGAAAGAAGAGGAUGAAAAAGACAUUUUCCAAGAGCAAAUAAAUAUAGAGCUCUAUAAGAAAGAGCUAGAAGAGCUUAGUAGUCUGGAGACUCAGUACUCACACUCGAUCGAGUCCACGAGCUUUGACAUCGAGGAGGACGAAGAAACCGUGACUGAGGCGAUGAAAGAAACAGAGAACACAACAAGUGAAAUAUCAACUUUAAUGAAAUCAAUAGAUACUUUGAAGAAAUUGUUUGAUCAAUAUUCCUGGAAGCAAAGAAAUUUUGAGCAGCAGUACAUGGAGGCACUUAAUAAUUAUUAUACUUCAAAAAAAGCAUGGGAUAUUGAGCUUUCUAAUGUUUCGAAAGACUUCACAGAUGUUUCAGCAAAGUAUACAGAGCUUUUAGAAGAAAACAAAAGGCUUCAAACUGAUAUUGACAAGCUAACAGUGGAUAUUGGAGAAAGCAUAAGAAACAAAUUGGAAUAUGAGGAAGAAAUCCAGUCAUUGCUUCAAGAGAAGAUAAAAAACAACGUUUACCUCAAGCAGCUCUACAAGCAGGCUUACCAGAUUGGGGCUAUAUACCACGCAGCUAAGCAAAAAACGGAUGAGCUGGAAACUAAAAUAGCAGACAUGAGAAAAAGGUUCAAGGGCAGAGAGGAUUUCCUAAAGAAGCUGACAAGAGGGGAAAUGACUGCUGGGGUAGAGAUUCAGAAAAGACUGUACAUCGUUGAGGAAACUCAGUUUGUGGAGAUGCAGGAGUUUCUGAGAAGGAAAGCACUCUAUAAUUUGGCUUUGUCUGAAGUACAGUUUCCACUGCGCCAGAUAGAAGCAGAUGCCGUGAGAAUCAGAUUGCUCCACCGACAACACUCUAAUAUGCUUCAUGAGUUAAGGAAGAAGAAAGAAUUUGUUAGAAAAAAAGUAGAAGCAACAAAGAAAAAAUUACGAAAAAGAAGCAAGAAAAGCCGUAAGGAACUCACACAAACAGAGGGAAAAGGCUCAGUUAUUCUUCAAGAAAUAGAGGAAACUAAAAACAAAACAAUUAUUUUCAAUGCAAAAAGCAGGGAACUGGGCAAGGAGAUAAAAAUGAUGGAACAGGAAAAGAUGAAUUAUGAAGAUAAACUUGAAAAGAUGAAGGAUGAGUUUAUAAAGUUGAGAUUUGAGAAGGACAAGACACAGAGUGUGUACGACCAUCUCAGGCACGAAAAGCAGAUGUGUGAGGAGAGAAUGUUUCAGGAAGAGAGGUUUUUCAAAAGGUUUGUUGAGGCAAGGCAAAGCGCCCUGAUGAACAUCCAGACACUUCAAGACCAAUCACUGGAAGAAAACCUGCGUUUAGCCAAAAAGUAUCAAGCCAUACAAAUGCUAUUCUUAAAGGAAAAAGAUGUGUACCUCAGUGGAUUUGACAGACUGCUAUCACUCAAUGCUUCACUUUGUGAUAAGAAAAAGCUCUGUCAGCUGCAAGGAAAGCUGGACAAGAACUGGGAAGAGUACUUCCGGCUGGUGAUCCUUUUUAACCAGCACAGGCUGGCUAAGUUCCAGGAAGAGGCUCAGGACGGCAUUCAGAAAAUAUUACUUGUGCAGGAGGAAUCGUCGGGUCUAAUACAACACAUCUUAGAUUUCUUCCAGACUCUGACAGAUGGCGCAUGUGAAAAAGAUGACUAACCAAACAACCAAUGUAUCUUGGAAGCUGAAAUAAAAGACAGCAAAAGUCGCACAGUUCAGAUAACAGUGUAAUUGGACAUUCACCUGUUUGCCAUUUCACACUUCCAUGGACGAAAAACUCACUCACCUCCCAGCAUGCUUUGCCACUCUCUUACUUACAGCAAAUCCAUAACAAUGAAACAGGUGACUUUCAUGCCGCUGUCAGGAACGAUCUAAUUUCAGCUCUGGGUGACUGAUUGCAAUUGGCUUUGCCUCAUCUGAUAAUUAAUCUAUGUCACCAUUAAUUGGAAGAGAGAAUAAUUACUGGCGGUGUUGACAGUGACUGCUGGCUUCCCCAGAUUUCCCCACCGUGUUGGCCCAAAUAAAGGCUUUGUGAGUCAGUACUUAAAGUUUGUGUAAACUGUAACGGUGCCUAUGCCCAUGUGGCACUCUCAGAUGCUCUGGCUAAUACACUUUUGUUUUUGUGUUUACCAAUCUUUUUUAGCUCGAUGAGAGCUGUCUCUCUCAAUCACUCUUCAAUGUUCUAUCUUAAUUUUGUGGAAGUUUAAAGUUUUCAAUGAGCUGGAGAUGAAUGAUUAAUGAAUAAAUUUAAAUGCUUCAUUUUGUCCAUGGAUCAUUAGUCAAGUCCUUUGUGGUAAGGACCUGAGAAAGGAGGGGAAAUUAUUGAGACAUUAGCCUGCA
Messenger RNA from Acomys russatus (golden spiny mouse), 3270 nucleotides. RefSeq names its product coiled-coil domain containing 178 (gene Ccdc178). The transcript has 21 exons. The record is from RefSeq and is a predicted model, not a curated record. Lineage: Eukaryota; Metazoa; Chordata; Mammalia; Rodentia; Muridae. Bases 1 to 2589 code for a protein of 862 amino acids.